AUGAGAAAUAAUCACACCAAAGAAGAUCCAAAGCACCCAAAAGCACCACCUACAGUGAGGGAACCAAGUCGCUAUUCAUAUCGAUCAAUCGAGACUCUGAUUGUAGUGCUGGCUGUGAUCACUAUCAUAGGUGUCAUUGCAGGAAUCAUUGCUCGGCUUUGUGGUGGAAGGCAUUUUGGUGGCAAUGGGGAGAAUGACAUAGAAGGAUGGAUAGAAAGGAAGUGUAGAAGUUGCAUUGAUGGUGGAGUCACUACUGCAGCUCCAUCUCCCGCAGAAGGAUCAAAGCCAGCAGCAGAAGAGGAAAAGAAAUGAAGAUGCACACACAGAUGGAAAUGCUAUAAUGUAAGUGAUUAGUUAAAAUUGUAUGAUGUAGGGAUGCUGCAGUGGGAAACACUAUAACGGCGCAUUAGCUGAACAGAGAAGAGGGACUCUUGGCUGCUUCUGCCUAACACCAUUUCAUUACUGUAUUCUUUGCCAAGGCAGCAUAAUAGGGCAGUGCUUUCACUCGAAACUUGAACAUGUAUGUUACCAUGACUCAUCUUGGUUAAACAAAUUAGCAGUCUUUCUCCCACUGCAUUUUUUUUCCUUUUA
This is a messenger RNA of Theobroma cacao (cacao), 591 nucleotides long. RefSeq names its product fission regulator-like protein. Lineage: Eukaryota; Viridiplantae; Streptophyta; Magnoliopsida; Malvales; Malvaceae. The record is from RefSeq and is a predicted model, not a curated record.